This is a messenger RNA of Paracoccidioides lutzii Pb01, 2145 nucleotides long. RefSeq lists its product as hypothetical. Bases 1 to 2145 code for a protein of 714 amino acids. The transcript has a single exon. The record is from RefSeq and is a predicted model, not a curated record.
AUGAAUCAAGCUCCAGGGCUCACACAUCUCCCUGGAUCACACCUACAGCAGGCUCGUCCAGUUAGUCCUGAGAAGACGUCAGUUUCCGAGGCAGGUGACCAGCCUUCGGCUGCCUCGGAUGCCCCACCUCGACAACAAAGCCCCGAUAGCUUGUUUGCAUACGAGGGAAUCCCGGUCGAACAGCCAUGGGGAAACCAGUUUAUGGAUAGCCUAUACUCCGAUGGGUCCCUUCUCUCCUAUGAUGUUGGGCAGAAUACGUCAGCAUCAACAAAACAUAGAAUCGAAACUGGGCCAGUUCACGGCAAUGAAACCCUAGCACUUGAAGCUGCUUUAGGAACAGAGGAUAUCCCGAACCCCAAGCCUGUGACUCCAACCGGGAAUCAACAUGGCCAUGAUAUCAAGUCCGGGAAGAGAUCGCUUGAUGAGGUCGAAAACUUGUCUUAUCUCUCCGACAACCAGAAUGGUAAUGAUACACGCCCUUCGAAGAUGCAGCACAUUGAGAGAAAUUCCUCAUCUCGUGAAAUCUCACAUCCUUCGACGGUUACGUCUGUUUAUCUCGAGCUUGAGAACGACCAGCCAACCGAUGUUUCCGCCUUCCCUCCCUAUUUUCAAUUCCCAGAACUUCCCGAGAUCCCUGGCUUGUGGUCGUCUUUCGAACUCCCUGGGAGGUGUGACUUUAAUCCUCUAAAUGCGAAUAGAUCUACUGACAGCAGUGGCUCGCGCGAUGCCAGUUUUCCUCCUUCCACCCAACUUCAAACGACCAUACCACACCAUGAUCAAAUUGCUAGGCUUGAUGAAAGUCCUAGCAAUUCUGGGCAGAUAAGCAGUCCUGAAGAUGGACAGAUGAUUGGUUCGGAAUCGGAAACCACUAUUAGUACGUCUUGUUCAUCGAAUCGUUCUUCCAUGACAUCGUUAUCAAUAGAUCAGCAUGAAAUUUGCACCUCUGAUAGCGUCCAACCGUCCCUGGACAGACUGAAUGGGUCCCAUCCUGAAAGAGAGCUCCUCCAGGAUUCUCUAUUUGGCGAUGGAACGUUUCCAAUUGAUACUUUUCUAGCGGAAGAGGUCUCCAAAGACAACGAUACUCAGCAUUCAGAGGGGGCCUGUCCUGUACAGAAUAAAUCCGCCUAUAUCCAAUUUGUCGAAAACGAUAUCACCAAAAACUUCAACCUUGGACCAGAGGAUAUACUUGCUAGCCAAUACCGAGAGAUUUUCAGUCACGUCCCAAAACCAGAACAGUACAUUUCCCCGUACCCCAAAAUAUGCGGACCCCUAGGUUAUUUUCCUUCUACCCCGGCGCUACACACUAGGUGUAUUGAGGUUGCUCCCGAAGAUGUGGCGAAACAGCUUCAGGAAUACCACCGGAAGCUCCAAAAGGCUACGUCCGAACGAUCCAGGUACAAAAAUGCGUGGAUUGAAUGGAAGACAGUAGAUCCUGCUACUGGGAAGAACAAGGAGCAGAAGUUGAAGGAUGAGCCAUUUCGACUAAAGCGCUCUCUAAUGGCCCAGGAAAGAAAAUCUGAAGCAUUUAAAAAAGAAAAUGAGCACUGGCGCAGUCAAUUCAGCAAUCUCGCUUUGGCAUAUAAUGAACUAGUCCAACAUUUGAACAUGCUUCAGGCCUCCCAGAUCCCUCAACAUUUGACAGUAGUUGCCCAGCCUCACCCAGGACACCCAACGCCUGUGCCAUCGCCACAACCAGAACAUGGUACCGCUAAUUUAUCCGUUCAUCCGCCACCAGAUCCCCAAACACCAGCUCGGCCGACCUCGCAACUGGCACCUGUCACGAUUGAUUCAACCGAUGAUGAACCCAGCAACCAGAAUACCAACAAUCCAACUUCCCCUCCAUCGGAUCGAGAGGAGCGUUCCAGAAUUCAUCGGUCUGAAGAACUGCGAAAUGCUCUGCUUCGCAAGGAAUACCAAUGGCUCGGUAAUAAAAGACAUAAGUACAGGCCUAUAUUGCCAGCAAUACCAUGUUCUGGUCACGGCUCGAGGCCAGAAUCGACGAGUGGAUCGCACAGAAAUCUACCUAUGCCAAACCCUUCUAAACCGCCGAACAAGUCCACUGGAACUUCUACCUUCGAUCACCCUGAAAAUUCAAGGAUGUUGAUAGAGAGAGCUUCACGUGAAUCUAAUGCCGAGGACGAUUAA